This is a messenger RNA of Drosophila subobscura, 524 nucleotides long. RefSeq names its product lysozyme S. The transcript has a single exon. Bases 44 to 469 code for a protein of 141 amino acids. Lineage: Eukaryota; Metazoa; Arthropoda; Insecta; Diptera; Drosophilidae. The record is from RefSeq and is a predicted model, not a curated record. Gene Ontology annotation, molecular function: lysozyme activity.
ACAGAAAAGUCAAACAGUUUUCGUUUAAACAACAAUCUGCAACAUGAAGGCUUUCUUUGCUCUGGUGAUCCUGGCCUGUGCCGCCGCUCCUGCCCUGUCGGGACGCACCAUGGACCGCUGCUCCCUGGCCAGGGAGAUGUCCAACCUGGGCGUUCCCCGUGACCAGCUGGACAAGUGGACCUGCAUUGCCCAGCACGAGAGCGACUACCGCACCUGGGUGGUGGGACCGGCCAACUCUGAUGGCUCCAACGACUACGGAAUCUUCCAGAUCAACGAUCUGUACUGGUGCCAGGCCGAUGGACGCUUCUCCUACAACGAGUGCGGCCUCAGCUGCAAUGCCCUGUUGACCGAUGACAUCACCAACUCCGUCCGUUGCGCCCAGAAGGUUCUCUCCCAGCAGGGAUGGGGCGCCUGGGCCGUCUGGCACUACUGCAGCGGCUGGUUGCCAUCCAUCGAUGAGUGCUUCUAAGCAGGAGGCCUCGAUGAACAACUCUUUGAAAUAAAAGGAAAAUAGCACUUGAAAA